CCCACUCCAUUUGAAACAUUUUCCACUAAAAUCAACUCAAUUACCUUACCUUGAAGAAUAAUAUUACAUAAACGAUACUACUUCGACACUAUUAUCGUCCUUUUGUUUGGUUUCAUUGUUUUUGCUUCUCUCUAAGCCAAAAUUAGUUUUAACAAAUGGGUUCUUGCAUUAGCAAAUGCAUACCUCAAAACUCACAAAAUUCUGAAGCCCAAGCAACAGAAAAAGAUAGUGAAAAGAAAUUGGAUCAAGUCCAAGACAAGCUCGUCAUAAUCUCACAAACCUCAACAACUACUACUAAACCACAAAAUAUUCCUCUAUACAAUAUUCCAAACAAAAUCUCACCCUCCCCACCAUCUCCUUCACCUUCUAGUAUUUCUAAUAACUCCUCUCUUUCUUCCUUCACUACAUGUCCCUUUUCCACCAAAACGACAAGUCGUAGCACCAGCACCAUCAGCAUCAGCAACACCAACAGCUGCAGCUCUAGUUCCACGUCAUCAUCGUCCUCUAAAGACAGAUCUUUCUCAAACGAUUUCUUGUGGUCGUGCUACAAGGAAAAUCCACACAUAAUCCGAAUUAACUCAAUCAAGCAUAGCAGUUCUAACAGCAAUAAAGCGGCGUCGUUUCAUUCGCCUCAUAAAGGUCCGCCAGCACCGCUUAAGAAGAAUGUGGUGUCUCAGAAGCGGGUCCGAUCGAGUUCGCCAAGUAAUGUGGCGAAUGAUUAUCACCAUCUCACGAGACAGAUGAGUUUCCGCCGAGAUAUUGUCGAGAAAUCGAAAACUUCUGGUCCAAGCAGUAGAAGACUAGCCUCGAGAUCUCCUUCUCCGAGUCGGAGAUUCAUCGGUAGUCCUGGAGGAGAUAACUGUAUAUUGACUCACUCAAAGAGUACGGUUCCUAGUAAUUCACUUGGUUCUUCCAGGCGCGUGAAUGCCUUAGGUAAUUAUUCUGAUCAAACGACGUCGUUUUAUUCAAGGAAGGAGAGGAGUACUAAACCAUCAUCUAGUCCUAAAGACAUCUCCAGAGGUGAUCGACCGAUACGAUCGUGUUUAAGGACUAGAGAUCAGUCAUUAAAUAAUAACAUCAUUAAACGAUGUGGUACAAAAAUCGACGGAGAAGCCGUGAUCAGUGACCAAGAAUUUGACUACGUUUUAUUAGACGACAUUGAUAACCCUUUAAUCUCCUUGGAUUGUUUUAUUUUUCUGUAGAAACUUAAUUAUGUACAUUUUUAUGUAAUGUUCGUAUGCAUGGAUUUUGGUAUGUUUAAGAUUUCUUUUUUUUUUUUUUUCCUAUUCAUUAAUGAGUUUGAAAUUAUUUAUAUGCAUAUGAUGAUCAACAGGAUCUCCCUUUUCAUCUCUUUGAGUAUAUAAAGGUAUGCGUUGUAUUAUUUGUUUUUAUUUAUUCUAUAGUUAAAUUUGAUUGUUU
This is a messenger RNA of Humulus lupulus (European hop), 1419 nucleotides long. RefSeq lists its product as uncharacterized. The transcript has a single exon. Lineage: Eukaryota; Viridiplantae; Streptophyta; Magnoliopsida; Rosales; Cannabaceae. The record is from RefSeq and is a predicted model, not a curated record. Bases 156 to 1202 code for a protein of 348 amino acids.